CAGCUGCGCCACCUGGUUUGAUGUCUUUGUAUAUUUUUCUCCCGUGGCGUGGUUCAUCCAGGGUAUUUUACAUUCUUUUUAGUGUCGUCACAAAUCGAACUUAGAGGUUUACAUCUGAAAAUGUACUUUGAAAAUACAUUGUAAACAAACAAUGUUUUGAAAGUAUUGGGUACUUAGUCAAAUGUUUACUGUUUUGCAGUAACCUAGGGGAGCACGCCCUUUACGCAGCUACGGACAUCUGUAAAGUGUCAAACGUUAGGGCAAUAGAUUACUUAAUAUGGUUUUGCUUUAAGUACUUUGCCAGACCUGAGGAAAUUCUGACCGAGCGUGCAGCGCAUUUAGACAGGGCUGUCCUCAGCUUUCAUCCAGUAGUUUUCCUUGUUGAGUGUUCAGAUGUUACGUCAUAGGAAGGGUGGUGGUCAAGAAAUUCAGGAUCCUCAUCAUGUUCAGUUGGGCGAACAAGGAACAAGGAGGACGGAGCAAAGAAGGAGAUAUGUUUCAGACUGUGACAGAGGGUCUUCAAACCCUUUACACCAGAAAACUACUGCCCCUGGAAGAAACCUAUCUUUUCCAUGAUUUCCACUCGCCUGCACUUGAGGAAGCCGAUUUUCAGAGUAAACCCAUGGUAUUACUCGUGGGACAGUACUCAACCGGGAAGACAACAUUUAUAAGGUAUCUGCUGGAGCAGGACUUCCCGGGCAUGAGGAUCGGCCCAGAGCCCACCACAGAUGGCUUCAUCGCAGUCAUGUACGGGGAGAACGAGGGCGUGGUCCCUGGAAACGCCCUGGUCGUGGACCCCAAGAAGCCAUUCCGGAAGCUCAAUGCCUUCGGAAAUGCCUUCUUGAACAGGUUCAUCUGUUCCCAGAUGCCCAAUCAGGUGCUGCAGAGUAUCAGCAUCAUCGACACACCCGGAAUCCUGUCAGGAGAGAAGCAGCGUAUCAGCAGAGGCUACGAUUUCUCGGAGGUGCUGCGCUGGUUUGGCGAGCGCGUGGACCGUAUCAUCCUGCUCUUCGACGCACACAAGCUGGACAUCUCGGACGAGUUCUCGGAGGCCAUCAGGGCACUGCGCGGCCAGGACGACAAGAUCCGUGUGGUGCUCAACAAGGCCGACCAGGUGGACACUCAGCAGCUGAUGCGCGUGUACGGCGCCCUCAUGUGGUCCCUGGGCAAGGUGAUCAACACGCCCGAGGUGGUGCGCGUCUACCUGGGCUCCUUCUGGGCCAAGCCCCUGCAGAACACCGAGAACCGCCGGCUGUUCGAGGCCGAGGCGCAGGACCUGUUCCGGGACAUCCAGGGCCUGCCCAGGAACGCAGCGCUCAGGAAGCUCAACGACCUCAUCAAGAGGGCCCGUCUGGCCAAGGUGCAUGCCUACAUCAUCAGCCACCUGAAGAAGGAGAUGCCGUCUCUGUUCGGUAAGGAGAAGAAGAAGGAGGAGCUGAUUGCGCGGCUGCCUGAGAUCUACGUCAUGCUCCAGAGGGAGCACCACAUCUCCCCUGGAGACUUCCCCAACGUCAACAAGAUGCAGGAGCAGCUGCAGCACUACGACUUCAGCAAGUUCCCCUCGCUGAAGAUGAAGCUGAUCGAGUCGGUGGACAAGAUGCUGACCAACAAGAUCUCGGGCCUGAUGACGCUGAUCCGCGAGGAGGAGAAGAGCACGCCGGCGCAGAUGGUGACGGGCGGCGCCUUCCAGGGCUCGGAGGACAGCCCCUUCAGCCGCGGCUACGGCGAGGGCAUCAGCGCCGGCACAGACGCCGACGACUGGAUCGUCAACCGCGACAAGCCGCGCUACGACGAGAUCUUCUACACGCUCAUGCCCAUCAACGGCAAGGUGACGGGCGUCAACGCCAAGAAGGAGAUGAUGAACUCGCGCCUGCCCAACACCGUGCUGGGCAAGAUCUGGAAGCUGUCCGACUGCGAUUGCGACGGCAUGCUGGACGACGAGGAGUUUGCCUUGGCGCAGCACCUCAUCAAGGUCAAGCUGGAGGGCUACGAGCUGCCCAACGAGCUGCCCGUGCACCUGGUGCCACCCUCGCACCGCAAGAACCCCACGGCCGACACCCUCUUCAACCACCAGGAGGACUGAGGCAUGAUGGGAAAUGUAAAGUCCGUCCAUUCACUCUUACAGCCCCCCUUUAACAAGACUGUCUUCUUGGGGGUUUCCCCUGUAGAGGCCCCCCUAAGAAGCCUUUGUGACCAGUGGGACUGCUCACUUAGUUAUGUAGUUAUUAUUUUAUUUUUUUAUUUUAAUACCAUUCAAAAUACAGUUGAUUUUUGUAUACUAUUCUAUUUUUUUCACAUCUCUGUUGCUUCCUGAUUUUUUUUUGUAUGACGUGAACGGCAAAAGUUAUUAUAUUUUGAAGUUUCUGCCAUGACCGUUGAGUGAAUGUUGUUGUAUGUGAAAGUGAUGUUGUAUGGGUAAGUGAGAAUGAUUUAGGCAAGUGUAGUUCUGCACACAACUCCAGGUGGUGAUUGACCCAUUGGGCAUGCUACUCCUCUCACUCCCCCACUAAAAGCUCUAUCACAGCACUGGUCACAAAAUACUGUAUUUGAGGAGGAACAGAAACAAGAUAAAUCUUGCUGACACAUGCUAUACAGUAACUAAACGCCUGUGGUUAUGUAGGGUCAUAAGACGACCCUAGUUCCCUAAGGAGAGACAGACAUCACUGAGGCACACAUAGUUUGUGGUCCUUUGUAACGGGGUGAUGAGUGUAAAAUAUGUAGUGAUAAAGCAAAUGAUUUAGUAAUUGAUUUUUAAAUAUAUUAGUUUUAAUAAAUCUUCUAAUUGCAUUUCACUUUAAUGCUGAAGUUAUAUACAAGGGUUUUUUCAUCUUUAUUUAUCUGCAUUCCAGUAAAACAUCCCUAUGAAAUGGUCAUUAAAAAGUCUUUAAAGUUAA
Messenger RNA from Engraulis encrasicolus (European anchovy), 2894 nucleotides. It is a transcript of the gene ehd4, whose product is annotated as EH-domain containing 4. Gene Ontology annotation, cellular component: cytoplasm; plasma membrane. Gene Ontology annotation, biological process: endosomal transport; endocytosis. Bases 443 to 2083 code for a protein of 546 amino acids. The record is from RefSeq and is a predicted model, not a curated record. Gene Ontology annotation, molecular function: protein binding; GTP binding. The transcript is spliced from 8 exons. Lineage: Eukaryota; Metazoa; Chordata; Actinopteri; Clupeiformes; Engraulidae.